This is a messenger RNA of Pogonomyrmex barbatus (red harvester ant), 3056 nucleotides long. It is a transcript of the gene Slip1, whose product is annotated as SLo interacting protein 1. Gene Ontology annotation, molecular function: protein binding. The record is from RefSeq and is a predicted model, not a curated record. Lineage: Eukaryota; Metazoa; Arthropoda; Insecta; Hymenoptera; Formicidae.
ACACCACACACACAUCGCACGCGCGCAUUUCCAUUGUACAUUUCUUGCUUCGUACACGGUUGCCAACCUACUAUUAUGUUUCGCGUGAAUGGCAGCUUGAAAGAAGCCACUCCUGAACAGUUAUUUUCCGUGAACAAAGACGGUACCUAUACCAAUUUCUUCUUUUUUAUAUCAAUUUCAUCGCCAACUCAUUGCAUUCGCUUUUGUCCGUUUGUUUCCUUUUUGGACGCACGGCGGUCUUAAUUGGCUAUAUCAGGAGCAAUAGGAAGAGAUUCUAUUAUUGCCAAGAUAUUACAUUUUUAUUCUUUUUGUUUCAGGUAUGGUCCAUAAAUUCACCGACUCUAUAGAAUUUCUCUACGUCGAAGAGACAAGGACCGACGCGAUCGAUGAGGUAUCUCGAUCACUCGGGGAUAUAUUCGAGGGAGAUCCGAGGAGAGUAUGGGCCGCAGUGCGUUAUCAACGUGCCUUGGCCGCAACGUUUCCGCGCACGGACAAUUGGACGAAACACAAUCGUGGUCGAAUAUCAUGCAUAACCAGCCCGCACGUCGACUGUCAUCAACAUUGUUGCGGUGCGAUGUCUAUCUGGAGGGUCGACGAAGUGAAUGGACAGGAUGUUUCAAACUCUAGUCACGAGGAUGCUGUACGCUGCUUCCAGUCGGCUCAAGAGCCAAUUAUUGUUGAGGUCCUCCGUCGACAACCCAGCGGACAUCAACAAGUACUUCACACUACCUCAAAAGAGCCUGAAAGGAUUACAUGUCAAGAUAAAAAUGAAGGAACAAUGAACGAGAAGGGCGUGGCAGAUGAUCAAAUGUAUAACGAUGAUAUCAAGAAAGAUAAUUCGACGUGUUCCUUAGUGUCGACUGGGGUUCAAACGGAUUGGGCUGGUCUCAUAGAGGAGGAAGAAUUACUUUCGGUUCCUCUCGUCGAAGAACAAGCGAACGAUAGUUUUGAAGAUUUUCUCGCUCAUGAUAUUGACUUUGAGGAGGUGACAUUGCAGAAAAGCGGAAGUGCCGAGAAGCUUGGAUUGACGGUAUGCUAUAGCUCCGGUUCUGGCAGCGAAGAUGCCGACACUGAGGUUUACAUUUCGGAAAUAGUUCCUGAAAGUCUUGCAGCUCGGGAUGGUCGGUUGCGAGAAGGAGAUCAAAUCUUGCGGGUCAAUGGCAAGGAUGUUGCGAACAAGGAACAGACUGAAUUAUUCGCAGAGACAAAGAACGCAGUGACAAUUCUCGUCAGCCGAUGUGUAUAUCAAGACGAUGAAUAUGAUGACAGGCGCAUUUAUCAUCAGAAUUCGCCUCUACCUUCGCCCGAAAACGUACCAGCCUAUCAGAAUAGCAUGAUCGAGCAAUUGAUUCGUCAACAACAGCAGCAAACGGAAGAGUGUGCCAAAGAGAGCGAAGUAAACAAUUGCAUUUUAAAAGCGCCUCCACCCAUACCAUCUCAUACUCAUCAGCAACAGCAGCAAUCCGUCAACAUUUUUUCCACAAACUCAUCAUCCACGUGCUCGUCACAAAACUCACAUAAGUCUGGCAAGAAUGCAACCUCACCGGCACACACGGAGGAGCGUAACAAACAAUGGAUGCAAGAAUCAUUAAAGGAUUGUUCGAAGAGGCUCGAAAGUAUAUCACUACGCGGCCAACAAUCUGGUCCGCCAGCGGCGACACCACCAUCAGUAAAACUCAUCGAAGCGUAUUCGAACCAUGUGUGGAGCGAUAUCGAACAUAUCUAUGAAACGAUACCAGAAUCAGACAGCGAACCGAUCUAUUCGUCACCAUACGAACACCAUCAACAACAUUGGAUGCAGCAGGCAAAUCAUGUUAUUGCCUCGACAACACAGUUACAGCAUAUUGGUACCACGCAAAAUCAUCUCGCUGGUGGACAGCAGAUUCAGAAAUGGCAUUCUUCUUCGAAAAGCAACAGCUCUGGCGAAGAAAAAGACAGUUCGAGUGCUUAUAACACCGGCGAAUCUUGUCAUAGCAAUCCUUUAACUCUAGAAUUACAUCAAGGUGAGAGGGAUCAUCACAAAAGUACAUUGGUGUUAUGUCCGCCGAAAACAUCGCAGCAACAACAGCAGAAAUUGCUCGGUUGCAAUUGUCCCAUGCCGAGCGCGACAUCCGUGAUAACAAGACAAUCGUCGAAGAAUCAGAGCAUAAGGAAGGGUUCGCAUCAUCAUAGAGAUCGUAAUGAGUCUUUGUCGGUAAAUGUUAAUACGCUGCCAGCUGAUACUAUGUACACGAACGUGGCAAAUCUACAGCAGACAAUGAUGUUACAACAACAAUUAUUCAAGCAAGCACUCAACCGUAAGACUCUCACGACAUCUAGGGAAACGGCGAGCGGUACAAGAAAGUCUAAGUCACAUGGCAAUUUCCAAGCACCAAAUCUCACACAAUACCAAUUUGUCAGUAGCCAACAAGUAUGCACAUCCACGUGUGUACCACCGGAAGACAAAAGCGAGGUACAGAUGGAAUGGAAAGUAAAAAGAAGAGCAGAUGGAACAAGAUACAUCGCUAGGCGCCCUGUUAGAAAUCGGAUACUUCGAAAUCGAGCGAUUAAGAUAACUGAAGAGAGAGCCGGUCAUACUACUGAAGACGAUACUAUGUCAGAAAUGAAAAUCGGACGAUAUUGGAGUAAAGAGGAGCGUAAACGGCAAUUAGACCGCGCACGCGAACGCAAACAACGACAGCAAGAGGUAAUAGUGCAACAGCAGCAGCAACAACAACAACAACAACAACAGACUAACGAUCAACUAAUAUGCGAACAUAUAGAAGACAAAGUGUUAAAGAAGCCAUUGACUAUCGUUGAGCUGAGUCACAAGAAAAUGGCGCGUAAAAAAACCACUCUGGACGAUUUCACCACUGUACAAGAAAUGUUGGUUCAUGGAAACAGAGUGGGUGCAGGUGGGCCUGGCACAGGAGGAAAAUUAACGGGCCUUCUGUCGGUUACUACGGUGUAAGCUAUAUCCAUUGCGUAUUCUCAGUUCAUCAAAGUUGAUUGUUGAUCAUAGACUUCUAUGUGUUACUAGACUGUUAACUAUAUACAUACAUAUACAUACAUAUACA